UCCACGCUGAGCCCAGGGAGCUGUCUUCUUCAUACCCCUAUGGAGGCCACUUUCACAUCAACUUUAUAAACGUUGCAAGGAUUCCCUCUGUAUGGCCCCUGGUGUUCUAAUGACUUCCUACCAGCUUGCUUUGAAAGUUGAAGACCCUUCUCUAAGUAAAAUAAAAAUGCAGACCAGCUUGAAAAUGGGAGUGGAGGAAGAGGUGGAGUGCAAGCCCAAGGUGCCUGCUGCAAUCCUGCCAUUCAGCGUGGAGGCAUUAAUGGCUGAUAGGAAGCCAGGCAGAGACAGAGAGGUGCCAAGCCCAGCAGUCAGUCCCCUGGCUGGGACAUCUCACAGCCCCAGGAUGGGCUCACUGGCUGGAACCGACCCCCCCAGCCCGCCUCUAUCCCUGAACCCCCAUUUUACUGUCGGGGGCAUCAUGAACCUCUCCGAAGACGCGCUGGUCAAGUCAGAGAGCCCGGAGAGAGCAGAGAGGACCUCAUGGAUGCAGAGCUCCAGGUUCUCCCCCUCCCCAACCAGAAGAAUGAGCCCCCCAGCUUGCACUCUGAGAAAACACAAAACCAACAGAAAGCCAAGGACUCCAUUCACCACCUCCCAGCUCCUGGCCUUGGAGAGGAAGUUCAGGCAGAAGCAGUACCUCUCCAUAGCAGAGAGAGCAGAGUUCUCCAGCUCCCUUAACCUGACAGAGACCCAAGUGAAGAUUUGGUUCCAGAACAGGAGGGCAAAGGCUAAAAGACUACAAGAGGCUGAGUUAGAAAAACUGAAAAUGGCUGCCAAGCCUAUGCUACCACCAGCCUUUGGGAUCUCCUUCCCUCUAGGGACGCAUUUACCCACUGCCUCUCUGUAUGGGACAUCACACCCCUUCCACAGACCAUCUCUCCCUGUAUCUCCUAUGGGACUCUACACAGCCCAUGUGGGUUACAGCAUGUAUCACCUCUCCUAAGACUGCCCAAUUUCAUUGAGACUGUUGGCAAUGGACCUUGUGUGAAAUCACCCUGCACCAUAUCCGUUUACCCUUAUUUAUGAGUUCCUAGGGAAUUGGAAGUGUAGCAUUACAAUGUCACAUCCAGCAUUUAUAUCUUUAUCAUCUUGUUAGCCAGCAACCUGUAAGUAGAUCCAAGAGUCAGGCUAUCUCCAGAUCCCACCACCGAGGACCUAUGACUUAAUCUUUCAUUUCUAUACAAUGAAACCUGAUGCACUUGUUAUAUUUAAAUGAAUGACUUGAUUAAGGGGUAAGGUUUCUUUAUUUUUUAUUUGAUUUUUUUUUUUUCUCUUUAACUAGUUUAUGAAACCGAUAGGAUAUAGCCUAGAGAGAAACGAAACAUUUUGGGGGACAGUGUCGAAAAUCUGAGAAGUGGGUGAAGAUGUAUGUAUUUCAUGUUGUACAUUAUAAAUGCACAUCCAUUCUGGAGGUUGUAGACAUCGGUUUUGGGUCAACGUUCUAAAUAGUAGUAAUCCGCAUGAACAUUCUACCGGUUCCCAUGGUGACUGCUCCACGUUUUUGGAACUUUGACGCAGAGCUGUUUUUUUUUUUUUUUAUACAUAACCCUAUGAAAUUGUGAGAAUGAGUAAGGAAUCAUUGGACAAUCAAAUAUGCUCUUAAUUAUAUAUCGGCCAAUUUUGCUUGCUUGUUCCUAAAGCGUCAAACUUCUGUAAAUCCCACAUUAUUCUUGACUGUUACAAUUUCCUCCUCCCACUGCUUCGCUUUAUCAUUCAGACUUCAGAAUGGACUCAGAGGCAACUUCAUUGUCCCAAAUGUUCUCAAACUUCUCAAAUUCUAGAUCUGACAUUACAGGAUGGCAAGACAGAUAAAGGGAUAAAUGUCUCUUAUAUGUAAGAGAAUACUGUAUUGAAGUUACUAUUUAACAGCACUGUCUGUUUGUAUUAUUUUUGUGUUAUGAGCCCUUUGGAAGGGAUUGCUGUGUACUUUGUAAUAUAAUGUAUAUUUGAAAUUUAUUAUCAUUUAUAUUAUAGCUAUAUUUGUUAAAUAAAUUAACUUUUAUGUA
Molecule: messenger RNA, 2006 nt
Organism: Pelobates fuscus (common spadefoot toad)
Lineage: Eukaryota; Metazoa; Chordata; Amphibia; Anura; Pelobatidae
Gene: MSX1
Product: msh homeobox 1
Exons: 2
Coding region: 92-943 (283 amino acids)
Biological process (GO): embryonic morphogenesis; regulation of transcription by RNA polymerase II
Cellular component (GO): nucleus
Molecular function (GO): DNA-binding transcription factor activity, RNA polymerase II-specific; RNA polymerase II transcription regulatory region sequence-specific DNA binding
Source: RefSeq, a predicted model, not a curated record